UUCAGAAUGCCAGCAACGGAUGAAUUAAUGGAUAUAUGUCUGAAGGUUUCAAGAAGGAGGAGUUGUUCAGAAGCAACAGCAGCAACAGGUAACAUGCAGGCUUCUAAACGCCUGACCCUAUCAGAGGAGAGAUGAGGCACCUAGAUGUUGGUUUACCAUGAGCAGCGUCCACUACAACCACUCCCUUGCUGCCAUGAGCGGAAACGACAUGAUGGCGCACUCUCUGACUCUGGAGCAGAAGACAGCCUUUGCCUUUGUGGGGAUGCUAUUGGUGUUUUUGGGGCUGCUAAUAGUAAGGUGUUUCAGGAUCCUGCUGGACCCCUACAGCAGCAUGCCCUCCUCCAACUGGGCUGAUGGUAUCGAGGGGCUGGAGAAAGGGACAUUUGAGUAUGCCCUUACUUAACACAGGGACACGCGCAUCAAUAGAUGUCCUGCCCAACAAGAAGUGUCCAUUGAAAUCCAUAUGCAUAUUCACACUAGCACUUGUUACACUUGCAAACAUACCAACACACACAAAC
Messenger RNA from Archocentrus centrarchus (flier cichlid), 518 nucleotides. It is a transcript of the gene ctxn2, whose product is annotated as cortexin 2. Lineage: Eukaryota; Metazoa; Chordata; Actinopteri; Cichliformes; Cichlidae. The transcript is spliced from 2 exons. The record is from RefSeq and is a predicted model, not a curated record. Bases 158 to 403 code for a protein of 81 amino acids.